AUGGAAAGUCUAGAGGAGGAGGCAGUCGCACAUUUAGUGCAAGAAGCCUAUGAGAAGGUAGCACAGUUCGAGAGGAGCACUACCAGUAGAUUCUCCAUAGUCUGGGAAUCUAAAAAUUUUAGUGACAUUGAAAGCUGCUAUGAACCACAUUGGAGGCAUAUCAGAUGGGUUCAAAGAAAGCCUCUCAAUGAAGCCUUGGAACUUAGAAAUUCGGAGAAGGGAAUUGAGGAGAGAGCAAAACUUUUUGGAAAGGGUUUACCAGAAUUGAAAGCUUUGAUUUUGGGAGAGUUUGGGGUGUUCAAGCCUAAAUCAAUCAUAAGAAUAGGUUACUGCCAUGGUCACUAUUUGUCCAUGAAGGAUAACACCAACAGACUUCUCAUGGCUACACUAGAAGAUGAGAUGGGCCAAAAUAUGAAUGAAGGACUGCAGUAUUUCAGGGAUGUUUUGUUUGUUGAAGGGGAGAUUUUGCUCGCGGCACUGUUAUGGAAUUUGUCCUCAUCUGAAGCUGAGUGCCGCCUUUACCCGAAGAGUUCAUAAACCUUUUUUUGAUUUUGGUGUGGAUGUGUAUUAGUGUAUGUGUCCAUGGCUCUUUAUUUUUGCCUAAUGUAGUAGCUAACUACAUAAGAAAUGUUAUUAGGGAUUUUUAAAUCCAAGGAGCACAUGCAAACAAAAACUACUUUGCAGUCUUUUCAUAUUUAAAUAAACAAUUUCAAUAUAAUUAAAUAUUGGCACUUCAAUUUUUCAUCAUGAAGGUUUUGUAAAAUUGCAAUUUGUAUAUGAUUUACUUUAAGUGCCUUGUUAUAUAUUAGAACAUAUUAUUUUAAUCAUAAUAUUCCAAUCCCUCUGAUUGGCUUAAAGUUGGUCACAUGAUUAAGUAUAUAUUAAGUAUAUAACAACAUAUAGACUUCAGUUACUAUUUAUAGAAUCUGAAAUGCAUAUCAACUUGAUGCUUCUUAAAUGGAGUUAAUUUUCUGUAAAGCAAAAAAAGUAAUCAUUGCAAAUAAUUUCAUUUAUGUGACAUGUUCUUGUUUAAUAAUGUUAUAAAUUAACAGUAUCUGUAUUGUACAUAUUGUCAUUCUUAUCCAUCACGUGAUCAAUAUUGAUCCAUUUACCAAAAGAGAAAGCAUGGUUUAUUGAACUGCUGAAUUUUUUUAACCCCCAUCCACCCUAUCUGCC
Messenger RNA from Saccostrea cuccullata (small rock oyster), 1176 nucleotides. RefSeq lists its product as uncharacterized. The record is from RefSeq and is a predicted model, not a curated record. Lineage: Eukaryota; Metazoa; Mollusca; Bivalvia; Ostreida; Ostreidae. The transcript is spliced from 5 exons. The coding region runs from base 1 to 537 and encodes 178 amino acids.